GCGCCCGGAGGUGGCGGACGAGGCGCCGGGGGCCCCCAUGGGCGGGUGUGUGGGCGCCCAGCACGACUCCUCGGGCAGCCUCAACGAGAACUCGGAGGGCACCGGAGUUGCUUUAGGUCGUAACCAGCCUUUGAAAAAGGAGAAACCUAAAUGGAAAAGCGAUUACCCCAUGACAGAUGGACAGCUGCGCAGCAAGAGAGAUGAAUUUUGGGAUACCGCACCAGCUUUUGAAGGCCGUAAAGAGAUUUGGGAUGCCUUGAAGGCUGCAGCACAUGCUUUCGAAAGCAACGAUCACGAACUGGCACAAGCAAUCAUUGAUGGUGCAAACAUAACGUUACCGCAUGGUGCACUUACAGAGUGCUAUGAUGAACUGGGGAACAGAUACCAGCUCCCAGUCUAUUGCUUGGCACCACCAAUCAACAUGAUAGAGGAGAAGAGCGGCACAGAGACUCUGGAUAUUCCUGAGCCACCGCCCAACUCUGGGUAUGAAUCUCAGCUCCGUUUGCGCCUCUCCACUGGCAAAGACCUCAAACUUGUGGUCCGCAGCACAGACACAGUGUACCACAUGAAGAGACGGCUGCAUGCUGCGGAAGGAGUGGAACCAGCCAGUCAGCGGUGGUUCUUUUCUGGCAGACCUCUCACCGACAAAAUGAAAUUGGAAGAGCUGAAGAUCCCAAAGGACUAUGUCGUACAGGUUAUAAUGAGCCAACCUCUGCAGAACCCAACACCAGUUGAGAACUGACCUAGUCCUGUUGGCUGUCCCCAAAGCCUUCAUGCCGCUUUUUAUUGUUAUCAUUUCCUACUCUAUGGCGUGAAAUCUAUUUUCACUGCUCUGAAUUCCAUAUGAAUGGAUUUAGUUCUGAGGAAUUACCAGUGAAAAAUUCCAUCUGUGAUGGAGACCAACAAAAGUAACUAAUAAAACACAAAGAGCCAGCCUUUGAGACUCAUGUAAUUACAAUUUCUAAUUCAAGAGGCAGUUAAGAAAUAGAUAACCUUUUAUUUUAAAAUACCCAACAACUAUGUAAUGUCUGUAUUUAAAUGAUUUGGACUGUAACUAGAAGAUUGCACCCAUGAAGAACAGCACCAAGCACCUAU
Molecule: messenger RNA, 1095 nt
Organism: Budorcas taxicolor (takin)
Lineage: Eukaryota; Metazoa; Chordata; Mammalia; Artiodactyla; Bovidae
Gene: UBTD2
Product: ubiquitin domain containing 2
Exons: 3
Coding region: 38-742 (234 amino acids)
Molecular function (GO): protein binding
Source: RefSeq, a predicted model, not a curated record